GAGCUGGUAGGUGAGCUGUGCGUCGUAUCUCACGAGUUGAGUUUUGCCAUCAUGGUCCGCGAAGCUGUUGUGUAUCGUGCUCAUGGAGCUGAUGUUUCGAGGGUCAUGACGACCCCAAAGGAUGAGUUGGCCGGCAUCGUGAAAGCGGACUCUUUGUUUUUCAGGUUCAACUCGGUGCAUGAGCUGAAGUUGCCAGACCUGGGGGAUGUUCUGGUGAUGCGAGGUGACACCCGCUUCGUAGCUCAGAAGCAGAAUGUGAUCUUGUUUCAGCGCAGCAUGGUCAUUCACGAUGAUGACGAAGCUUUCAACAUCUUUCAGGGGAAGCCAGUUCCUGGAAGUGGCUGGGAAGAUGUUUCCUUUUUUGCUGAAGAGAUGGACGUGUACGUGACCUACCUGCUCAUUGCUGUGGACAACACCCUUGGCAUUGAAGACCGUUCGUUGACCCAGCGAGUUCCGUUCAGGCAGCGCUGCUCGAACGAUGUCCACAGAUUGCUGCUCCGCGUGAACCCUGAGAAGUUCGCCCUCUUGAAGCACUUGGCAAUGCCGAUGUGCAAUGACGCUGAGGGAGCCUGAGCCAGAUUUGAUCUGCCACGACUCUGGCGCCAAG
Durusdinium trenchii is the source of this 607-nucleotide messenger RNA. NCBI's taxonomy places the organism in Eukaryota, Dinophyceae, Suessiales, Symbiodiniaceae. The record is from the annotation of a GenBank genome assembly.